AUGUCUGGCCAUCAGCACUUAAACCUGCCUAAAACCCAUCGGUUAGUCUUAAUGAUGGUGUUGGUUAUCCUCUUUAUGCUCGCAGAACUGAUAACGGGUUACUGGUGUCACUCAUUGGCACUUGUCGCAGACGCUUUUCAUAUGAUUUCUGAUUUUAUGGCCCUGAUUGUUGGACUUGUUGCCACCAGAAUAGCUAAAAAACCAAAGUCUUCUCGAAAUACCUUCGGAUGGCAACGUGCCGAGGUCAUGGGCAGUCUGAUAAACUCAGUCAUGCUCAUAGCACUAUGUUUCACUAUCCUCAUCAACGCUAUUGAGCGCUUCAUUUUUCUCGAAGAAAUCAACAACCCAAAACUGAUGUUUUACGUUGGAGUCGGUGGUCUGGUUGUAAACAUUCUUGGUCUUAUUAUAACUGGUGGACACGGGCAUUCUCAUGGUCCUGCUCCUGUUGAAGGUGUUGUGGAAGAACUCAGACAGGAUAUUGUCGAUUGUGAAAAGAUGGAGGUUGGUGUAAACACGAAUGUUACCCCCAACGGUAAUAUCGGUUCAUAUGAAGCAAUGGAUUCGGAGUUUCUUGCCUCUAAUGUUCAAACUCGACGAAAAUCUGACUGCUGCUCCUGCUUAUCGACUCUUCAGUAUCUUCGGCGACCUUCUGACACUGAUCAAGAUCAUGAAAAUUGUCAUCUUGCUCCCUGUCGCAACAUCAAACCUCGCAAAGUCGCUAAAGAAACCCGAUCUAUGAAUAUGCAGGCUGUAUUCCUGCAUAUUUUGGCGGACUUUUUUGGAUCGGUUAUCGUAGUCACCUGUGCUCUUGUAAUUUGGCUUGUUCCUGGCAAUCCCCAAGAUUCACAUUACAAAUGGAAACUCUAUUUGGAUCCUUGCUUAAGCAUUUGUAUGGUCCUCAUCAUCUCCAUAUCAACGAUACCACUGACACUCAAGUCCAUUCUCAUCCUUCUGCAAUCUGUCCCACGGGAAAUUUGUGUCAAGAAUGUGAAAAAUCGAAUUGAAAAGAUCGAAGGUAUCGUCAAAAUUCACGAUCUUCAUGUAUGGCGUCUUCAACCCGAUUGCAUUAUUGGAACUGUACACCUGCGUAUUCGGGGUCUGCCUGAAGGUGAGGAAGAUGAAAGAAGGAAAGAUGGUCAUGUGGCAGAAUAUCAACAAGAACAAAGGGAAGAAAAGAUGAAAAAGCCUGUUAAGCGAGGAAAGUCAUCUGGAACGGAUUAUGUUGAAGUUGCCCGAAAGGUGAAGGCCAUAUUCCAUGAAAACAAUAUCCACUGCACCACAAUUCAACCGGAAUUUGAAGAUGGAACCACUGAUAAUCCCGAGGAGUGUCUCUAUGAUUGCGGCCCAGAUGAGACCUGCUGUCCCACAACUUGUUGCGCUACUCAGAACCAGGAUCCCAACGACACUGGUACUAGCAACAACCCGAAACGGUUGAAGAAUGGGUCAUCCAGCGUGACUCCAACGCCUGUAGUUAUCAGUCCCGCUGGAAUACCUGAAGCUACCAUUUCUCUGCGGGAUGAUUACCAAGGAGCCACUGAAGAUGGGAACAAUAACCUUUAA
Molecule: messenger RNA, 1560 nt
Organism: Rodentolepis nana
Lineage: Eukaryota; Metazoa; Platyhelminthes; Cestoda; Cyclophyllidea; Hymenolepididae
Source: the annotation of a GenBank genome assembly